Electrophorus electricus (electric eel) is the source of this 3916-nucleotide messenger RNA. RefSeq names its product IQ motif and Sec7 domain ArfGEF 3b (gene iqsec3b). Gene Ontology annotation, molecular function: guanyl-nucleotide exchange factor activity. Gene Ontology annotation, biological process: regulation of ARF protein signal transduction; actin cytoskeleton organization. The record is from RefSeq and is a predicted model, not a curated record. Lineage: Eukaryota; Metazoa; Chordata; Actinopteri; Gymnotiformes; Gymnotidae.
CUCUCUCUCUCUCUCUCUCUCUCUCUCUCUCUCUCUCUCUCUCUCUCUCUCUCUCUCUUUCCAUCAUAGUUCGUUCUUCGUGGAGAGCCGCUGAGACAAGGGCUCUACUGAACGUAUUAGCUAAGUGACAGUCUCCACUGUGAUUUCAUUCCUAAAUUGUUUCUCACGGUUCCUUUUCGCAGCAUGUCGAGCCUGUUGGAGAAUCCGUUGCAAGCCGUGCUUUAUUUAAAGGAGCUCACCGCAAUCGUACAGAACCAGCAGAGUCUCAUCCAGACUCAGCGACACCGAAUCGACAUCCUGGAGCGCAGAAUGGGGGAGCUAGCCGUUGAGAAUCGUCAGCUUCGGGAAUCAACCCAUCGUCACCCUCCUCGACACCAUCCUCCCACACCCCCUCGGAACCCCAGUUUGCCCCGUGCGGCUCACCGUCCGCGCCCGGCCAGUAGAGAUGGGACAUCCUCUCUCCAGGCGCAAGGAGCGCAAACUCAGCAGCACUCGCCACAAAACAUGCAGCUUGUGCCCGCCGUGCGCACUAAUGCCAGCCCGGAAUCAUCCCCGGAGGACACCAGAAAACCGUGCUGCCGGUCACUUGUCCCACAAACCUCUACCACUCUUUGCCGAUCUCUAGGUAUCCCAAGGAAUUCUGAGAGCCAGACUGUCCUGCACCAGUUUUGCUGCCCUGCCCCUGAAGCUCCUGAAGUGGAACCUAUUGGCUACUCUAGUUUAGUGCAUCCGUCUGAAGGAGAGGAAGAGAAAUAUGAGGAGAAAUAUGAGGAGAAAUCCAGACAGCCACGCCCUUCCUCCUGCUCCCACACUCCGGAUUACAAGCUCCCGCCUGAUCUCAAACAAAAACAGAUAGAGGAGUUGGAGCAGAAGUAUGGUGGUGCACUCACCUCUCGCCGUGCUGCUUCCAAGAUACAGACAGCAUUCCGACAGUAUCAGCUCAGCAAAAACUUCCAAAAGAUCCGCAACUCGGUUCUGGAGAGUGGGAUUCCACGGCGCAUGUCCGUGCGCAGAGUGCGGGUGCAGCGGGACGGCUUCUCUGCUGAGCGCGCGCUGAUGGAGGGAUGCUCUCUCAUGGGUAUUCCUCUCAGGCAUGCCACCUCUCUGCCCCCGGUCACCUCGAGCACCCUCACACAUCUGGAGGACACUUUUAAUGAACAGGUCCAGUCAUUAGCCCGGUCCAUAGAUGAAGCCUUAAGUAAUUGGAGUUCUGUGCAUGAUGGAGAAGGGGAGAGAACUUCAGUAACCACACCCCCGGGACCAGGCACAGAGGGGUUACUAAUGGACCAUGCUACACUUCAGGAAGCCACACAGAAUACGUGUACAGAAAACAUGCCUCGCAGUGCCAGCAAGCUCAUGAUGGCCUUUAGAGAUGUGACUGUCCAAAUUGACAACCACAACUUCCGCCUGUCCUCCUCUGUGCUCGAAUCGGUUUCCCUAGGCAACGGCGUCUCCAAGGAAACCAGCUUGGAGCCCCAAGUAGAAUCGAAGGCCACUGGCCAAUCUGAAUCUUCUAUCCCAGCUGAGCCCAAGUUCCCAUCCCCAUCACCACCAGCAAGCGAGGAGACAGAUCCGGAUCAGCGGCCGAUGCACGACGGCCUCGAGCCUGCUCAGGAAGGCCCGGAGAAGCCACAGGAGUCCCAAAACAUGUGCGAGGUGGCAGAGAGCAGUUCGGAACCAGUGAGCACCAGCAGCACGUCAACAUCUGCUUGUGAGACCAUGAUCCUCUCCCUGCCAAGCACGCACUGCCGGGACACCCACUGUGGAACGUUCUCCACGGACACUGCCCGCAAACGCUUGUACCGCAUCGGACUCAACCUCUUCAACAUAAACCCAGACAAAGGCAUCCAGUUCCUGAUCUCCCGAGGUUUCAUCCCCGACACGUCCAUAGGUGUGGCUCACUUCCUACUGCAGAGGAAGGGCUUAAGCCGGCAGAUGAUUGGAGAAUUUCUGGGCAGCAGCAAGAGGCAAUUCAACCGAGAUGUUUUAGACUGUGUGGUGGAUGAGAUGGACUUCUCCACGUUGGAGUUGGACGAGGCUCUCCGGAAGUUUCAGGCUCAUGUGCGUGUGCAGGGAGAGGCUCAGAAAGUGGAGAGACUCAUCGAGGCAUUCAGUCAGAGGUACUGUAUGUGCAAUCCAGAUGUGGUCCAGCAGUUCCAUAACCCUGACACCAUCUUCAUCCUGGCCUUUGCCAUCAUACUGCUCAACACUGACAUGUACAGCCCCAACAUCAAACCUGAGCGUAAGAUGCUCCUGGAGGACUUCAUACGCAACCUCCGAGGAGUGGAUGAUGGCGCCGAUAUUCCACGGGAGAUGGUGGCUGGCAUUUAUGAGCGAAUCCAGCAGAGGGAACUGCGCUCCAACGAGGACCAUGUGACCUAUGUCACCAGGGUGGAGCAGAGCAUCCAGGGAAUGAAGACAAUCCUGUCUGUGCCUCACCGGAGGUUGGUGUGCUGCAGUCGGCUCUAUGAAGUUACAGAUGUGAAUAAACCGCAGAAACAAGCAGCGCAUCAGAGAGAAGUGUUCCUCUUCAAUGACCUUAUAGUGAUCCUGAAGCUGUGCCCUAGGAAGAAGAAUGCUGCCACAUACACGUUCUGUAAAGCCAUGGGCCUACUGGGCAUGCAGUUCCAUCUGUUUGAAAAUGAGUAUUAUCCUCAUGGAAUCACGAUCUUGUCUCCAUUCUCUUCUGAGAAGAAACAGGUGGUAAGUUUCUGCUCUCAAAGGUCUGAGGAGCUCCUGAAGUUUGUAGAGGACCUGAGGGAAAGCAUCGCUGAGGUAGCAGAGAUGGAACACAUUCGCAUUGAAUGGGAAUUAGAGAGACAGCAGGCGGUGAGAAAUCGCUCUGCUAAGAGUAAUGGCACCCAGCUGGAGAUUCACACCACACCAGUCUCUCCUGCAGGGGACCUUGAUAUCUAUGACAAGACAGGAAACAAUACAGUUGAGGUGUCAAUUCACAACAGGCUCCAAACGUACCAACUCAACUCUCCACCGGCUCCUCCCAACGCUCAGCCUCAGCUGGCCAUCCUGCCUAGCUCUGACCCCGGGUCCGCCCUCGCCAUCUCCCCUGACACGCUCAUCCAGUGCCAGCAGAUUGUCAAGGUGAUUGUCAUGGACUCGGCCGGCCAGGGACAUGUGGAGGCCUUCCUCAGCCACAACCCUACCCACCGCUUAAUCCAGUCAGCUGUUUCCAGCCCAAGCAAGUCACGAGAGGGCGGGACACAGCAGCCGCCCCUCCCCCCCCCUCCGCCGCCCUAUCAUCACAAGCACCAGUUCUGCCCUCCAACUCCACCUCCUCCACAUCAUGUGCUGAGCCAUCGUAGGUACUCCAGUGGGACACGCAGUCUAGUCUGAGUCACUCACACACACAGAGUUUGACUGAAUAAAUUCUCCAAACCUGUUCCAAAGUGCACGCAAGUGGUUUUGUAUAUUCAUUUCUCAAAUGUGUUUGGUGCAAGACCACACUAAACACUUUCCUUCACUGAAUCAGAGCAGCAAGCUAUUAGGCUAAGUGAAUAUUUCCACAAUCCAUCUAAAUUGUGAUCCUAUUCUUAUUCGAUGAUCCUAGGGAAAGAAUUUGCUAUUCACAUUAUUUUAAACUAUUUAAUGUCAUGGUGACUUGCUGCCGGUAGCCUCCGCUAGACUGCCGUGGCUGAGCAUGUGGGCUUUGUUUAUGUUUCUGUUGUCUUUGCAUGUGUGUCUGUGUUGUGUUUGUACCACACCUGCUUCAGGUGGUGUGUAUUGUCCAUCGGUAGUCUCAUGACUUCGGCGCCGUUACUAUGCUUUCUCUUAUUUAAGGCUGUUCUGUUUGUGUGCCUGUGGCGGUCAUUAUUGUUAUGUUGGCUUCUUUUGUUCUACUCAGUGCGUUUUUAUAUUCUGUUUUGUUUUUGUUCGUUUCAUUAAACCGAUCAUCUGGAGA